Rhopilema esculentum is the source of this 1035-nucleotide messenger RNA. RefSeq names its product alpha-1,3-mannosyl-glycoprotein 4-beta-N-acetylglucosaminyltransferase C. Gene Ontology annotation, biological process: protein N-linked glycosylation. Gene Ontology annotation, molecular function: acetylglucosaminyltransferase activity. The record is from RefSeq and is a predicted model, not a curated record. NCBI's taxonomy places the organism in Eukaryota, Metazoa, Cnidaria, Scyphozoa, Rhizostomeae, Rhizostomatidae.
UUGAAAGGAUAAACCUUGAAUGUUCAAAACAAACUCUGCCAGAAAAUGAACGGAAUCUACAUGAGGCGAAAAAUCACUGCUACAAUUUUGAAAAUGCCCGUGGUGUUACUGUUUAUUCUAACUUUUGUCACAACGAUAAUUAUUCUUGAUCAUCAAAAAAAGGAAACACUGCCUGCCGAUAGGGUGCAUGAAUGGCUGAACAUGGCGGCGUCCGGUGUGAAUCCAAAGGCUUCGCCCUCGCCCGAAGACGAGAACAUCUUUUGCAGAGAUCGUUAUGGAGAGCCAAUGAGACGAGAAGAAGUAACAUUAGCUGGCUCGUUCAAGAAAAAGAAAGCCUUCAUGACAAUUGGAAUAUCGACAAUUAAAAGGAAAACAAAAGGAUCUUCUGCAUCCUACUUGGAAAGAACCCUAAAUACCCACUUGAAAAACUUGACGGACACCCAGAAAGAAGAGAUUCUCAUUGUUAUAUUCUUAGCAGAUUGGGAGAAAGAGAAGCGGGAUAGCAUUCAAGAAAGACUCAUGAAAACGUUUGAUAUGCACAUUAAGAAUAACACAAUCAAGCUGAUUUAUGCACCAAAGAGAUUUUACAGCAGCUUAUCAGGCCUACCCCAAAACUUCAACGACACAAAAAAGAGGGUAAGAUGGCGCAGUAAACAGGCUUUGGAUUACGCAUUUUUGGCCUAUUACUGUUCGGGCCUUGGCAAGUAUUAUUUUCAUCUUGAAGAUGACCUAGAGAGUCUUUCUGGUUUCUACAAGCUUAUCAAAGAUGAUUUGUUAAGCCAAGCAGUUAUGAAUUAUCAGUGGUCGAUUCGUCGUUACGGGCACAUGGGCUUUAUCGGGAUGCUUAUCAAAGACGAAUUCUUGCAUGGACUAGCCGAUUUUUGGAGGCUGAAUUACUUUGAAAUGCCACUAGACUGGAGUUACAUGCAUUUCCUUGGACUUUUGACUAGGUCUGGACAAGAAAAAGAUUCUACCAUUAUGCGAUUCAGACACAUAGGACGGCAAUCGUCAUCACUCAAUGAUGAUGUACCAUGA